Messenger RNA from Etheostoma spectabile (orangethroat darter), 3176 nucleotides. It is a transcript of the gene cacnb2b, whose product is annotated as calcium channel, voltage-dependent, beta 2b. NCBI's taxonomy places the organism in Eukaryota, Metazoa, Chordata, Actinopteri, Perciformes, Percidae. The transcript is spliced from 14 exons. Bases 528 to 2414 code for a protein of 628 amino acids. Gene Ontology annotation, cellular component: voltage-gated calcium channel complex. Gene Ontology annotation, biological process: calcium ion transmembrane transport. Gene Ontology annotation, molecular function: protein binding; voltage-gated calcium channel activity. The record is from RefSeq and is a predicted model, not a curated record.
ACAGGAGUGCAAAGAGUGACUCAGGUAAGCAGGAGUGCUCCUGAUGAGAGAGCACCCUUGAUAGAAGGAAGCAGCGUGGCGGAGUGAGAGAUACUGGAGGAGGAGCUAUAGAACUGGGAUUUUUGAGGAGGAAGAAAACAGGAGUCACACAGAAACUGAAAAUCUGGAUUCCCAGGGUGGGCAUAAAAGGGAGAAAUAGAAAGGGAUACAAGCAAGAUGGAUGUGGAGUUAUGCAAGCCCUGAUUGGAUAAAUCUGACAGACUAGAAGGUGCUGUGAGAUGUUUGCCGUCCGGAUCACCUGAACUCAUCUGGGGACAUAACUUAUGACAGGGACCAGCCAGAAGUGAUCCUCCCCUGGGAGAACCUGUGGACAUAAGAGAUUUUUUCUCCGGGAUCUCCCUGAAGAGGUGGCGAUCAGGUGGCUCACCUGUGCAAUGAGGGUCCUGUGUGUGUGCCUGGCCUGAGCCGACCCGCCCCAGAGGCUCCAUCAGCCUGUCCCCUCCUCUUUCCCGCAAUUGGAUGUCUUGAUGUAUUGCUGUGGGCUGGGACACUGGCGGAGAGUGCAGUCCACCCAUGGAGAGCGUCAGGACUUGGACGCGGUCGAGGAAAGGAACGCCCAGGUGCAGCUGGAGAAGGCCAAGUACAAGCCUGUGGCAUUCGCAGUACGUUGCAACUUCUCUUAUACGCCAGCAGACGAUGACAACGUUCCCUUACCGGGCCAGGCCGUCACCUUCGAGGCCAGAGACUUCCUCCAUAUCAAAGAGAAAUGUAACAAUGAGUGGUGGAUCGGACGGCCGGUGAAGGAGGAUGGUGUGGUGGGCUUCAUCCCUAGUCCUGUCAAUCUGGAAACCAUUCUCAUCAAAAGAGAAGUCCAGGCGAGGAAAGCUGCCAAGGCCUUAGCCAACAAAGCCGCGUCUCAAGUAGCUCAAGAUAUGAACUCAAAGAAAUAUACUCCUCCAUCACAAGCCAAUCAACAGGUGAAAAAGAAACCGGGGGAGCAGGUGGCUAUGUAUGAUGUAGUGCCUACAAUGCGUCCUGUGGUUUUAAUGGGACCAUCACUAAAGGGUUUAGAGGUUACAGAUAUGAUGCAAAAAGCACUAUUUGACUAUUUAAAACAUCGAUUUGAAGGCAGAAUUACGAUUACACGGGUAACAGCAGACAUCUCUCUGGCGAAACGGUCCAUCCUCAACAACCCUGGCAAAAAGGCCUUAAUGGACCGGUCGAACACCCGCUCCAACUUAGAUGCUGCCGCCCAGAUCCAAGGGGAGGUGGAGCGUAUCUUUGAGCUCGCCCGCAGCAUGCAGCUGGUGAUUCUAGAUGCAGACACAAUCAACCACCCGCUUCAGGUGUCCAAGACCUCCCUGGCACCCAUCCUUGUCUAUGUCAAGAUCUCAUCACCAAAGGUGUUGACAAGACUGAUCAAGACUAGAGGGAAGUCACAGACCAAGCAUCUUAAUGUUCAGAUGGUGGCUGCAGACAAGCUUGCCCAAUGCCCAACGGAAAUGUUUGAUGUCAUCUUAGAUGAGAACCAGCUAUCUGAUGCCUGUGAGCACAUUGCUGAUUAUCUGGAGUCUUACUGGAGAGCCACUCAUCCACCAGAGAUGGAGCCUCCCAACGCAAUGGUGGCCCAGCUGGCCGAGAAUACACUGCCCACCAGUCCUUCAGCAAUACCGGAUGGGCAGAAAAACAAGAAGUCAGUUGCCCCCAAGAGGAAGGGUUCCCAAGAGAACCAUUUAAACCAGGAGCAACCUUUAGCCCCAGCACAGGAGCAGAGGGCUGAUGAGGGCCAAAAAAAGGAGGAAGAACAGCUACCAAGGACUGAACCAAAGAGACCCCAGCACACCCACCACCAUCACCACCGCCGGAUGGAGCAUCACAGCCAUAGCCAGCACAACCAAACAUCCGGUGGCAUGGAAGUACGGUCGAGCAGGGAUUAUAGCCAAAGGCUUCCCCGCAGACGCCUGCCUGAUGAGAGGGAGGAAGAGGUGGAGGAUGUGGAGGAGGACGAGGAGGAGACACGCUAUAACCACCGAGGCCAUAACCACCACCAUCAUAACAGCAACCACCACCAUCACCAUCACCACCAACACCAACAACAGCUGCACUUCGGGAACAGCCAGAAACACGUUAAGGAAGACUGUGAGCAAGAGCACAAUGAACGUAACCGUCAGCACAGGCAUCACCAGCAUAUUCCUCCACGGACACACCAAGCAGGUCACUAUCCUGCACACAAUCAUCACAACUACCACGGCAGAGGCAGGGACAGGGACAGGGACAGGGACAGGGUCAAGGACAUGGAUAGAGAAAGACACAAGGACAGGGAAAGAGACAGAGAGAGAGAUCGAGGUAGAGGCAGAGGUAGAGAUAGAAACAGAGAUGCACGACAAUUGCACAGGGAUUCCUAUAUACACUAGUGACAGAUGUUUCUUCUGUGGGUUGGUGCAUGGUUUUCUUCUGCUCAAGUUAUAAUGCACUAAUGGACAGGACAGAGUGUGUCAUCUUUGUAGAAGUGUUACUCUUCAUAUUGUUCGACUUUUUUUGUACGCUCUGCCACUCACAAACAUUGUCCUUUUGUUUCUGUUUUUUUUGUACUAGUUCUUAUUUUCUGUUCAUCUAGUUCAUGUAGCUCUGUCUGUGUGUAUUUUUGCACAAACAUUAGACAAGAUUAUUGCAACGGUUUGCUCAUGCAGCAUGUAUUUUUGAUUUUGCAUUGGUCAUGCAAAAUGUACAGAAGCCAAGAACAGUCGAGGUUGCAAUAAUUUCAUUUUAUCAAUGAAAUUACUUUUCUUGUUAUCUUUGGUUUAUUUUAUUGUGAUAACCAUAAAAUUAGACAGAGUUGGGUAAAAUAAGAUAAACUUUAUUGUUCCACAAUGUGGAAAAAGGUUGUUUGCCAUGCUGCUUCAAUUACCAUAACAAACAUACAUAGUGUAUCUUCAAAAGCCAACAAUUUAUUUUAAACAUUGGUAAGGAAAGUCAAACUAUUUUUCUAUGUGAUUAAAGGGAAGUCAUACUUUGCUUCCUACUUUUCUAAAUGGUGUUCAAGCAUAUUUAUUGACUUGCAUUUGAUCUGUCUGGAAGCAUGACAUACUGUACAUAUCUUUUAGUGACAUUGACCUGUGCUAUAUGCUGGAUACUCUAUGCAUCUUCUUGUGAUAAAAUAUAUUGCUUGAAUAAAA